Molecule: messenger RNA, 4169 nt
Organism: Centrocercus urophasianus (Greater sage-grouse)
Lineage: Eukaryota; Metazoa; Chordata; Aves; Galliformes; Phasianidae
Product: cell division cycle-associated protein 4-like
Exons: 4
Coding region: 1826-2911 (361 amino acids)
Cellular component (GO): nucleus
Molecular function (GO): transcription regulator activity
Source: RefSeq, a predicted model, not a curated record
GGGGUGUUACCACCUCCAUCUGAAUGUGGUUCUGGAAUGUGUAAGCUGAUGCUCCAGCAAGAAUUGGAUCAGGUUUCAAGCACCUUAUUUGUAAAGCAGGCUGGGAGUUUGUCACAAACUCAAAAGCAACAUUUUUUGUGAAUGACAUAGCACUGUGCUUCCUGCACUACUAUUCCAACAAACAAAAAGCCACGCAGCUCCCCCUUUUUUCAUACUUAGUUAUCCUGCAAAUAGCCAUUGUCUCCUUGACAACUUCUUUCCUACAGCUGUUUCAAACAACAGUUAAGGUUUUGGCACAGUAGGUUUGGGCUUGUGAGGUAGCAGCAGCAGAAGGGAGAUGAUAGGAUACAGCCAGUCCAGAUAUUGCCGAUUGAACAGAAGCAAAUCCUGCCUGAAAGUAGUGGGGGGACUUGGAACACCUUGCAUCCAGAGCAGCAGCGAUCCUGUGGGCAUGUACCGGGAGGUUUUAUGUAACAGCUGAUACCUUUUUGAGUACAUUAAUAUAUAAAUCAAUUGAGAAGCAUACUUAGCAUUUUAAUUAAUUCGAUUUUAAGGUUAGCAUUCUCCUGAGAUGAGUACUUGUUGGAGACGGUGCAAAAAAGUCAGGGGGUGGCUGUUUAUUUGCAAGGUUUUAAUUGAAUUUGAUUGUGGCUAUUAAGGUUAAAAAAUUACUAAGAACUUAGGUUCUGAGGCACGCUGACUGGACAGGGAAGAGAAUCUGAAGAAAUAGUUGCUAUGAUGGACAAAUUUUUCAGUGCAUUUAUGCUAACAGAGGUCUGUGUGGUUUGUUUAUUGCUGUAGGCAAGAACCUAGAAUCACAUGUAGCAGGUCUUACACACUAACACAUUGCAUGGGAAAACUCUGUCCUUUAGUGUGCUAAAGUCAUAGGCUGGACUGAUCUGCCAACAUCCCAUGUUCUUUCAUUUGUGGAUGUGACAGCGGUUUUUCUCCAGGUGUUCUCAUCAAGGGACCUCUCCCAUAUCAUUCCAGGAGGCAAAUGGCCAUAUUCUCUUCCUCUAAAACUGUCUAAUAUUCAAAAUAGCACUAGAAAAUCUUUUCAUUUAUUAUUCUCGUGACUGUAUCAUCUCUACCUGCAGUUGCAUUUUUAUUUAUUUUGUAUGGAAAAAGCUUUGUCCUUGUCGCUUACCCAAGGCAUCUGUUCAGAGAUUCAAAUGGGUUACUGUGUGGAGAGCCUGCAUUUCAUUUACAGAACGGGCUGAGGAUAUAUCCAGGGAGCAAAAGCUUCGGAAUUUCUGUAGCAUUAUGAGGUGAUUGAUAGAAAUGAGGAAUACUGACUAGGUGCUGUGAUGUCUCACUGGAGCUGUAGUUCAGGUGCCUCACCGCCCCCUCUCAAACCUGCUGUUAGCUCAGUCUGUGAGAGAAUGAGUUGGCUGAGAUAGUUUUUGUGAUGUGACAGUGCUUUAGUUACUUUAGUAAUAUUUUGGGGUUGUGUCAAAAGAUUUGAGGUGGCUUUUUUAAUGCAAUAUUUUAAUAUGCAGCCUCUGGAGAAAAACAGAUGGCUUUCUGCCCCCCCAAAAAUAAAUAAAUAAAAUAAAAAGAAAGGCCUUUGUCAACUAUCUCUUCCCUUCUCCCCAGUUUCAAAAACAAGUGCUUUUUCAACAAUUUUAAUUACCAGCCACAGCAGAAAACAAAGGUGUACAUAUGCAUCCAGUUAACUUACUUAUUUUCUAGGUCAACUUCAGUUGCAGACUCUGAACUGACUUGUACAGUCAGACGUGUCUAGAACAGUAGCAGAAUUGUAUUCAUGUUUUUUUCCUAUAAGGUGCUGCCCUAACUGUUACUGUAUGGACUCUUGCUCAGUAGCAUGGGAGAAGAGGAAGGACUCCAUCAAGCACAAUUACUGAGGUUAAGCAUGCCAGUAGAAACUCAGGAGGAGCGAGGAGAAACUGCCUCUCCAGUAGGUGAAAUACAGCUGUUGAGAUGGUCGCCUCUGUGCGAAGCAGCGGCUCCUGACUUCCAUCAAGUUUGGCAUUUAAUGGGAACCAGGAGCUGGGAGCCCGUGCCUCUCUCGGGUGCCUCUCUGCGAAGCCAUGACUCAUGGACCUGCUCACUCCUGGUUCCUGAGUGUCGUCUUUGGGACCCUGUCCAUGUGUUCCUGACCCCUGUUGUACCACAAUGGCCAUUCUAUAACCUGGACACAAUGUUUAUGCGAGGACUAAAAAGAAAAUGUUUUGAUGGCGAAGAAGAUAUUGAAGGAACUCUGGCUGGUAUUAAGGCUAUUCCUUCAUAUAAUCUUCAGCGACAGUCACUGUUAGACAUGUCCUUGGUUAAACUUCAGCUGUGUCACAUGCUGGUCGAACCUAACCUUUGUCGUUCGGUACUUAUAGCCAACACGGUACGCCAGAUCCAAGAGGAAAUGACCCAAGAUGGGACUUGGCAGAUGAUAAAUAUGCAGAAUACAGGCCAGGCAUCCGUGGAUCGUCUUGUUUCAACAGAUAUCCUCUGUCGCUCAUCUAGGGAGCAAGCUGAGGGAAAGCAUGUUCCAGGUUACAGUACUUUCAGUAAAGACUUUGAGGGUGACCAGGCACAAGAUAGUUCAGAAACUAUGUCAACAGCUUCUUCAGUGCAAGCUCUAAGAAACCUGCAAAGUAAUGUGUGGGAAAUGGAGAAUUCACAAGAAAAUAAAGGAAAUUUUCAAAAAUCGCUAGAUCAAAUAUUUGAGACGCUGGAGAACAAAAGUCCUAAUUCAGUUGAAGACCUGUUUUCAGAAGUUGACAAUUCUUACUAUGAUCUUGAUACUAUGUUAACAGGCAUGAUGAGCAACACAAAAAUGGGACACUGUGAUGGGCUAGAACCGUUUCCCUCUCCAACAACUACAACUUCUAGCUCUAAUUGUAAAUCUGAUCUUAACGAGCUUGAUCAUAUUGUAGAAAUCCUUGUUGAAUCCUGAAACUCCUUGUGUAGGAGAUAAAGAUCUGUUAAUGGAAGAAAAAGACUCAAGAAAGCUAUUUCCACAGGUUGUUCUAUCAAAUCUGCACAUGUAUUUUACAAAUAUCUAUAUAUUAUAUAGAUAUAUAUAUUAAAAAAGCACUUCAUAUUGCAAAAUAGUGUUAACUCCUGAAGUUAACCUGCAACUUGUAGUGUAAUGAUCCAAUCUCUUGUCCACUGAACUGUAAGUACAUACGGUAAAUGUUUUUAAGUAUGUGGUCCAAGGCUUUCAAAUUUGGGUUACUUCUACAAAUUUGUUCUAGCCUUUGACAGAGGAUAUGCUUAGUGAGAAGGAUUCUCUCAUCCUUCUUUUUUUUUUUUUUUUUUUAAUCAUUCUCCCACUGAAAAUUGUAACAAACACAGUGAGAAGUUGGAUAACUGGCUUCUCAUUUUCCUCCAGUUUCCACUCUGCUACACCACAUAACUCCUAUAAUAUUUGCUGCUUCUGUUCUAAGUCGCUACAUGGCUCUUAAAGAGCAGUAUGCAAUAGUUCCCAUUAUUCUAGCUAGCUUCUUCUGGUUCUUGCUACAUUUUUUUACUUUAAAGAUAGUUUUAAAGUGUUUAUUGGUGUUUAGAAUUUUCCAGGUAUUUUCCUAAAAUAUAUUUUUACUACAGAUGUUGUGUCAGCUGCUAACUUAGCAACUUUUGAUCAUAUCUGCAGUUGAUGUAUUUUUUGAAAGGUUUUCAAAAAGGGAUGUUUUUUUUUUUUACUGUGAGCUACCCGAUGUAGUUCAGUAAAGUGUAUGUAAAUGUAAAUAUACAAUUUUAUACUUUACAUUAAAAUGUAAGAGCUGUUUUCAUGAUUCCGUUUUAUAGAGUAGUACUUUACUAAAUUGAGAAUUGUACUAUUAUGCUUUUUAUACCCCAUAUACUUGGUUGUUGUUAGAGGAAGAGCUCUGAUCCAACUAGAGACAAUAACAUUUAAUUCAUUUCAGACCGCAUUUUUUCUUAACUACAAACCUAAAUUACGUAGGAUUUUAUUUAUGUGUAUUUAUAUGUAAAUGUCAUCAAGUGAAUUGUUUGUCACUGAAAUCUACCAUCAAAUAUUUGUUUAUAUGGGUUAACUAUCUUGCACUAAUUACUACAAAAAGUGUUACUAGUGGCCUUUAAAUCUCAACUGGUAUGUCUUCAUCUCUUGUCAUGAUUAGUAUGCUCCACUCUUACAUGAGUUUCCUCUUGCUUUUUUUUUUAUUUUUAAUAACAAAAGAUAAUAUAACAUG